AUGGCCGAAGGAGGGGCGGGUAAAGGUGGUGGAGACGAAAAAAGAAAAUUGGCUGAAAAAGAAGAGACUCAGGUUCAUCAGGGAGCAGGCCACUGUAAGUGGUUCAACGUUAGAAUGGGAUUCGGAUUUAUCUCUAUGACAUCUCGGGAAGGGAACCCCUUGGAAACGCCUGUCGAUGUUUUCGUACACCAAAGCAAACUUUACAUGGAUGGAUUCAGGAGUUUGAAAGAAGGAGAGCCUGUGGAAUUCACCUUCAAAAAAUCUUGCAAAGGCCUGGAAUCGAUACGGGUAACAGGCCCUGGAGGGACACCGUGUUCAGGCAGCGAGAGGCGUCCAAAAGGGAAGAUAGUGCAAAAACGGAAGCCAAAGGGAGACCGAUGUUACAACUGUGGAGGCCUUGAUCACCAUGCUAAGGAAUGUAAUCUACCUCCUCAGCCAAAGAAGUGCCAUUACUGCCAGAGCAUCAUGCACAUGGUAGCCAACUGUCCUCUCAAAAAUGUCCCACCACAGUCCUUUAUUCCUCAGGGAAAAUACGAAGCAGAUCCUCAACCUUCCACCUCCUCGUAUGCUGCUUUCCCUAGGGAAGUGGGAGGGGCUCAAGGCCACCCAGCUCCAGCUCACCUCCAGGAGGAAAAGCCUGAGAUGGAGAACUCUGGCAAAUCAUCUCACGAGAGUUCUGCAUGCCCAGAAGAACAAAGAAGAAAGGGCUCUUCCGUUCAGAAAAGGAAAAAAACAGAAAGCAAAUAA
Molecule: messenger RNA, 747 nt
Organism: Mobula hypostoma (lesser devil ray)
Lineage: Eukaryota; Metazoa; Chordata; Chondrichthyes; Myliobatiformes; Myliobatidae
Product: protein lin-28 homolog B-like
Exons: 4
Coding region: 1-747 (248 amino acids)
Biological process (GO): pre-miRNA processing
Cellular component (GO): cytoplasm; nucleus
Molecular function (GO): zinc ion binding; mRNA binding
Source: RefSeq, a predicted model, not a curated record